Messenger RNA from Rhipicephalus microplus (southern cattle tick), 1053 nucleotides. Its product is annotated as dehydrodolichyl diphosphate synthase complex subunit DHDDS. Gene Ontology annotation, molecular function: ditrans,polycis-polyprenyl diphosphate synthase [(2E,6E)-farnesyl diphosphate specific] activity. Gene Ontology annotation, biological process: polyprenol biosynthetic process. Gene Ontology annotation, cellular component: dehydrodolichyl diphosphate synthase complex; endoplasmic reticulum. Lineage: Eukaryota; Metazoa; Arthropoda; Arachnida; Ixodida; Ixodidae. The record is from RefSeq and is a predicted model, not a curated record.
AUGAACGUUCCAGCACCAACAGGAACCCAGGGCGUGAAGAAGGACGACAUCACCAUCCCAUCGGCCGACGAAUUGCUAGAGCACGAGGGGAGUCCGCUGUGGCGUGACCAGGUGGCCAGGUGCCAGAGGGUGGCCGUGUGGGUCGUGUCACUGGGAGCGGUGCCUGGGCACGUGUGCCUGGUGCCCGAUGGCCACAGGCGCUUUUCCAGGGACACCAGCACUGACCUGCGCCGGGUGUAUGCUGUUGGGGCGCACAAGUACGCAAAGGUGCGCGAGUGGUGGUUCCGGGCCGGGGUGGAAGUGCUGAGCGUCUUCAUGUUCAGCGUGCGGAACUUCAGCCGGAACUCGUUCGACAUGACCUCCGCGCUGAAUCAGGCUAAUCAGAUACACGUCGACAUCGUGGACAAUGUAGACGCGUUCCGCGCCAUGGGAAUGCAGUCCUGCGCUUGCGGCGACCUCGAGCGGCUACCCGAGGAACUGCGCGCUAGUCUGGCUCGCUCUGAGAUCGCCACGUCGAGCAUACGUGAGAAGAGCCUCAAAAUACAAAUGUCGUGUGCCGCCUACAAUACCACGUACCAGAUGUCUCGGAUGGCUCGGCACUUGGCCACGGCAAUUAAAGAAGGAAUCAUCUACACCAAGGACCUGACCGCCGCGUUCCUGGACGAGUACGUUUCUCUGACCGAGUGUCCGCCGGCCGAGCUGCUUCUGCGCUCGGCGGGAGACCAGCGCUUCAGCGACUUCGAGGUACUGCAGUGCAACUACGCCCACUUCCACCUGGGUUCCAAGAAGUGGCCCGCCGUGGGCUUCGGCGACUGGUUGCGAGCCAUGAUCGAGUUCCAGCUGAACUGGCCCGCCAUAGAGGCUGUCAAGGAGAAGCACGCUAAGAUGACAUCUUAUGGAAGCGGCAGAUCGGACCCCGAGCAAGUCAUACGUCAGCGCAAGUUCCUGCGGCACGUCCACGUUGCCAACAUCCUCAACAUGGAACGGCUCGCCGGCCUCCACAACGGUGUGAUGUAAGAAUAAAGUAAUAUAUCACAUCGAACUGUUGGAAUC